UCAUUGGCUGAGCAAAACAGUCGCAAGUUUGGAAAGGGUUAUACAUUUUAUUAAUUGUGCAGAAGACAGAAUAUCUUUGGUUUCAACUGAACAGAAUAUACCCCAAAAAACAAAACGUUGUCCAAAGAGCGCAAAUCAUCUUCGUCCUCUGUUCGUCUUUCCCUUCUCAUCUCUCUGUCUGGCUGGGGUGAGAUUGCGAACAAGGAGUUUCUAUGGAGAGGGGCUUUACAUGACUGAGGAGUUGUUUACUGGCUGGUUUUGCAUCGUUUCAGGCUCCUUGGAGAUAGAGGAAUGCAAAUCUGCAACCAUGAUGGAAGGAUUGAAAAAACGUACCAGGAAGGCCUUUGGGAUACGGAAGAAAGAGAAGGACAAUGACUCCACGGGGUCCCCAGACAGAGAAAGCGGUGGACCCCAAGAGACUGAAUCGUCUCAGAAGAAGACCAACGGGGCCCCUAAUGGCUUCUAUGAAGAUAUCGACUGGGACAGAUAUAACUCUCCUGAGGUGGAUGAUGAGGGCUACAGCAUCAGACCUGAGGAGGAGUCAGAAGAGGGAGCGCCUACCAUCAAAAAGCCCCACUUCUUUUCCUCUGAUGAGUCGGAAGGAGAGGAGGACCACAGGAAAAAAUUCAAAAUCAAGAUCAAGCCGCUGCCGGCCGAUCGUGUAGCGUCGGUGCCCUCAGUCGACGAGCUCAAAGCCUCCAUAGGCAACAUAACCCUGUCCCCGACUCCUGUGAGGAGUCCGAGACGUAGCCCGGGUUUGAAACGGAACCCUUCCAGUGAGGAGAUUGCCAGACCGAGACGCGUCGUCCCUACUUUACCCCCUGUGGCCCCGACACCAGCCCCAGCACCGCAACCCCCCAGCAGUCAACAAUCACCCGUCUCUGAAGACACCACAGCCUUAUUUGGGCCUCCUUUGGAAACAGCCUUUGGAGAACCUAAAACUGAAGUGGGUUUCUCUGGGUCUGAUGCGUGGGGGACUCCUCUGUCAGAGCCUGAAUCCUCUUUGACCAGAUCCUUUCCCACAGGAACUCCCCCUCCACUUCCACCCAAGAAUGUCCCGAUUUCUCCCCUGUCGACUGGCCCACCCUCUGUAGAUGACCCUGAAGUGUCAACAGAAGCAGACCGUUCCACCAGGAAGCCCUCAAUAGCUGACCUGGACAACAUUUUUGGACCAGAACAGCCUCCCUCUGCUGGCGAGGAAACAGGCGACACAUGGGUUUGCUUCAGUGCUGAAUCUCCUGACCGGCCACCUCUACCAGUGGAACCAGCACCUCCUCUUCCAGGCUCCAUGCCUCCACCUGAAUCUCCUGCCCCACCCUUACCUACAUCACCACCUCCUCCUGAAGACCCUGCACCACCACUCCCUACAUCCCCUCCCCCAAAAGAAGAACCUGUGCCCGCUCUCCCAACCCCCUCGUCUUCCUCAGGGGAGACUGCUGCACCUGCUGUCCACUCAGGUCCUCCUACACCUGAGGAUCGAAAUCCCCUCACGCUCGCCACCUCUCCACCCCUUGCACCACCAAAGGAGCUUGCAUCUCCUCCCACUUCCUCUCCCCCUCCUCUGGACUCACCCGCCAGCGUCCCACCAGCCCCUGCUCCCAAAGCAAGCACCCCUCCAGCGGUGACUCCGCCUGCUGAGGGACCUGCAACGUGCUCCGUCCCACCGCCACUUGUCCUGUCUCAAGAGGAGCAGUCCAAGAACACAGACGUCACCCAACCCAAAGAGGACGGAAGCGAAACUGUCACCUCGCCCAAUGAUGCUAGCCCGGGGAGUCGGAUUACGCCUCCCCCACCUCCUCCCCCCACAUAUCGGGCAGUGGUGUCGUCACCGGGUCCCACAUCUGGAGCUGGUGGCACGAAUAGCGGUUCCUCCUCUCCGGUGCGACCUGCCACUCCUUCGUCAGUCAACCCCACCCCACCACCACCUCCACCUCGCCCCCCUUCACGACCCAAACUUCCUCCAGGGAAACCCACUGUAGGAGAUGCAAAUCGUCCGUUCAGCCCGCCGGUCCACUCAGCCAGCCCCCCUCCCAUCGCCCCGUUGGCGCGGGCCGAGAGCAUCUCCUCCAUCUCCUCCACCAACUCCAUGAGUGCCACCACCACCCCCACGGUCAAUAAAGAGCUCUCCGUGUCCGUGUCAGAGAAUGACCAGCCAUCCCUUGUGUGGUUUGACAGAGGGAAGUUUUAUUUAACCUUUGAAGGCUGCUCCAGAGGGCCCAGUCCUCUCACCAUGGGGGCUCAGGACACUCUUCCUGUGGCCGCUGCGUUCACAGAGACAGUCAACGCCUUCUUUAAGGGAGCUGACCCAAGCAAGUGUGUUGUGAAGAUCAUAGGUGAGAUGGUUUUGUCGUUUCCAGCGGGAAUCACGCGGCACUUUGCCAAUAACUCGUCCCCCGCCGUGCUAACCUUCAGCAUAACCAACUACAGCCGUCUGGAGCACGUGCUGCCUAACCCCCAGCUCCUCUGCUGCGACACCACCACACAAGCCAAGGCUGAUGCCAAGGACUUCUGGGUAAACAUGCCAAACCUGAUAUCCCAUUUAAAGAAGGUGGCAGAGCAGAAGCCACAGGCAACAUACUACAAUGUGGACAUGCUCAAGUAUCAGGUAUCGACGGAGGGGCUCCAGUCGAUUCCUCUGAAUCUAGCGGUGAGUUGGAGAUGUGAGCCCACCAGCACUGACCUGAGAAUAGACUACAAAUACAACGGGGAGGCCAUAACGACGCCGAUGGCCCUCAACAACGUCCAGUUCCUCGUCCCUGUCGAUGGAGGGGUUUCAAAACUACAGGCUGUCUUACCUCCUGCUGCGUGGAAUGCGGAGCAGCAAAGAAUCCUUUGGAAGAUUCCUGAUAUCUCACAGAAGUCUGAAAACGGAGGUGUGGGCUCAUUGUUGGCACGCUUUCAGCUAACAGAAGGUCCCAGUAAACCGGCUCCACUGGCGGUGCAGUUCACCAGUGAGGGCAGCACCCUGUCGGGCUGUGACAUAGAGCUGGCUGGGCCAGGAUACCGCUUCUCUCUCGUCAAGAAGAGGUUCGCCGCAGGAAAAUACCUGGCCGACAACUAACCCAUGCUGCUGACGACAGCACUGUUGAACAGAACAAUCGCAGUGGACUGAGGUUGACACCGAGGACAGGGGACAAACCAACACCAGACGACAGACUUUCCAUUAACCUUUUCUGAACCCACAGGACAGGUCCGCAGCCUGCCCAGCAGUAUUGUAUUACUUGCAUAUAGCAUCGUGGAAACAGUUUUAGGUCAUGUAAUUAUCGUAUUUGUAUUCAUUUCAUAACAUCUGUAUUGCUGCAGUUAGACACCUGGGUUCUUCUUCCCUCUGAAGUCUGUGCCUCUGUCUCCAUCGUCCUCUGGUCAAUGUGUGGUGGUGUUGUUUUUAAAGUUUCACUGCAGCUGCCUGACAGACAGACAUGGACAAAAAGAGGUUGGGCCCGAUUUUUAACUCUGGGUGACAAGCUGUUUGUUGUCGAGAGUCCAGAAAGAUUUGGCUGUAAAAAAAAAAAAAACUUCAAUAAGAUCUCUGCAGUCAGACACACCCUCAGCCUCUGACACGAAGUCUUAACGCCCCAAAGAUAGACUGGUUUCAGUUAAAGCUUGUGCCCAGGACAAUACGAUAAUCAUACACCUUCAAAAUCAGAUCUUUUAAUAGAGUCUGAGCUCGAAGCCUGAGAGAGCUCUCACGCUGACGGCAGCCAUUUGCGUGUCUUUUUGCCAGCAAGUAAAUGCAUUUUGACGCAUGUUGUCACAAGAGGUUAAAUUAAAGAGGUUUCUUGUCGGUGAUUGAAACACAGAAUCAGGUAACUACAAAAAAUGUUCAUGCAUCACCUACUGGUACUACAGGGUCAGAUGACUUUGGAUCAUGUCCUUUUUUAAUAUAAACGCACUGAUCAGUCAAUCAAACUGUUAAUUCAUUUUAUUUCUCUGGAAUACACAGACGUGGAGAGUUUUUAGCUAGUUAGGCAGCUGCAAUGAUAAAUCAAUUUACUGGUUGCAAAAUAAGAAAAAUCUGUUUUCCCGUCAGAACAAACGAUGUGUACAAAGUGUCAUUUAAAAUUGAUAAUAUAUAUCUUAAAGGGCGUUUGGUGUUUUCCUCGUAUUGUCAGAUAGCCUUUAUGUUGUUCCCAGGACAGCAGUGAUAGACUCCAGAGUACAUGACAGCAUUCUAUUUUUAUUUAUUGAUGACGAUGAUUUGUUGUAUAAAACGUGAUUCUGUAUACGAAUAGAAUUUGAAUGGUAUCACACAACUCAGAACCCUGAAAGGUAUACAUAUUUGAACUCUCUCUCUUUUGUUAUCUGUGUAGUUGGGUAAACUGUGUACAGUAUAAGGUAUAAUUUUUGAAUUUAUUUCAGAUAUAAUUUUUUAACUCGAGUGCAACAGAAGAUUUGAGCUAUAUAUGGGGGUGGGGUAAUUUAAAGAAAAAGAUAAAUAUCUUCCUGGAUGCUGUGUUAUGCUUUGUGAAAGCAGUGUUAAUUUAGAUUUAGUUAUACCACAGGCAAGGUCCACAUUUUAAAGACUUAGUUUGACAUUUUGGGAAAUAUAUUCUGUCUGUUCAACAGGACACGGUUAGCUUAGCAUAAAGACUGGAAGCAGCUAAUCCGUUUUUACAGAGAUAUAUGCCCUGUAUAGAAGGCAAUGUCAGUCAGCUGUUGUUUGGUCCAGACUGAAAUAUCUCAACUUUUAGAUGGAUUGCCAUUCAAUUUUACAUUCAUAGUCCUCAUAGGCUGAAUCCUACUGACUUGUGAUCUCUAUAGCAGGUUAAUGCUUGUGGUUUGGAAUGAAAUGGACUAUAACUAUCGGACAGAUUGCUAUACAAUUUGGUACAAACAUUCAUGAGGGGGUCAGGAUGAAUUGGAAUAACUUUGGAGAUUCCUUACCAGACUAAGAUGGUGAACUUGUUAAAUAUACUUGCUAAACGUCAGCACGUCAGCAUUGUAAUUGUGAGAGGGUUAGCAUUUAGCUCAAAGCACCGCUGUGCCUAAGUCCAGUCUUUAUGCUAAGCUAAGAUAAACGUGUCGUGUCUCCUGCUUAACAUUUAACAUUCUCUGCAAGAAAGUGAGUCAGCAUAUUUCCUGAAGUUGUUGAACUUUUUCUUUUAAUGAGGUUAAGACAAUGACAACAAAAGCAAUCAAUUUUCCUCAAUAGCAGUGAUGAUGUUUGGAGACUGUGGUACCACUACUGGAACAAGAUUUGUUUACUGGGACCAGCUUUUUUUUAAAUUAUUAUUAUUAUUAUUUAAACCUCAUCAGAAACCACUUGUAUUAAUCCGACAUUCUCAGUUCCCACAUCUAGCCUGACAUGUCUGAUCUGUUUUCUGACCUGUUUCCGUUCACCACAGUGGUACCUGAACUGAUUAUAUCAUGAGCACACCCCUGAUCAUCCAACCAGCGCUUGUAUCCAUGGCUUUAUUUUGCAUAAUCGUAAUGGUCUCUGUGAGAUGUCAAGUUGAAUGAGGUUGUAGAUUGAGGUUAAGCUGACCAAAAUGCUUCGUUUUUUUUUUUCUUCUUCUUCUUUUUUUGUAUUUUAUGUGCGUGUACCCCGGACAGUCAGUCCUCUGUUAAGGAGAAUAAGCUGAAUAUUUUUAAAAUGGAUAAAAAUGAAAAAAUAUUAUAUUGUUUAAUGUGUAAUGAACACUGUGCUGAUGAUGUUGAACUUCCUGAAUGCUCUGACACUCAACACGAAGAAGAACAAAAAAGUGUGUGUGACGUGUAGCCGAAGAUCUCUGUACUGUACUGUACUGUAUGUCGGCAUUCUGCUAAAUGAAACCAAUCACGGUCCUUUCAGAACUGUCGUAGAAGCAUCUUUGACUGAAUGUACGUCAAGAGGACUAUUAGCAACAUGUCAAUACUCCUAUUAAAUGAUAGAGUACUUUCGAUCGGACAUACUGUAGUUUUGAUGUAGUUAUUUGGCAAAUUAAAAGAUCAGAUUUAAGAUGUGCAGUUAAGAUAAAAGUAAUUUUAUUUAUGUGCCGAUUCGGUCUAAAAGAGCAUUGUGGAUUUCUCUGAGGUUCUGAGGUUGCAUUUAAUUUAUCAAUGCAAGGUGAGGAUGAUUGGUGCCAUUUAGCGCCCACAUUAGUUUGGUAACGUUUUCUUUCAGUCAUGUCAGUCCUUCAUCUAGUUGACUGGAUGGAUCCACGUGGCUGAGAGGAAGCUGUAACCUUCUGGGUGAAUUUUGAAGCUAUCAGUGCAACAGUCACUACAGCAUUAUCUACAGAGGCCCACCACACACAUCCCCCAUCAUGCAUCUGUUUUAAAUUACCACUACACUACAGCCUACAUGUCUUUCAGCUUGAAAGUCACGUUGCAUUACUAAACUCAGUCGGUUAGUUGCCAGAUAAUUCUUUGCAUCAGUUUUUAAAAAAUGGAACAAAACUUUUACAGAUAUUCAUCUCUGUGGUGAAUUUGUCCUGCAGUAAUUCAUUAUUGCAUGCUGAGCAUGCAAUAACAGGUGGGGCAUUCAUGAUGAUAGAUAGUACUGAAAUGACGUGUUGUGCUGUCAGUUAACCUGUAUUAAUGUUAAGAAGAGAGCAGGGAGUGUGUUUAUGUGUGCUAUAAGCCAGAAUGCUUUUUGGUUCUGUACCGUUAACCUCAAACACAUGUGCAAGCUGUUUGUACAGUACAUAACAAUGCUAAGAUGAACUGAAAAACUUAGUUUGCUUCUUUCCAAAACCAAUAAAAGUUAUAACUGGA
Perca fluviatilis (European perch) is the source of this 6696-nucleotide messenger RNA. It is a transcript of the gene sgip1a, whose product is annotated as SH3GL interacting endocytic adaptor 1a. Gene Ontology annotation, biological process: clathrin-dependent endocytosis; clathrin coat assembly. Gene Ontology annotation, cellular component: cytoplasm; plasma membrane; clathrin-coated vesicle. Lineage: Eukaryota; Metazoa; Chordata; Actinopteri; Perciformes; Percidae. The record is from RefSeq and is a predicted model, not a curated record.